AUACAAUACAUUAUUGGAAUAUAUGAAAAUGCUUUUGUUCUAAUAAGAAGCCAUACAACAGUGAAGGAAUUUCCAACUUCCUAAUCUGUGUUCUGUUCUCAACUCUCUCUCUCUCUCUCUCUCUCUCUCUCUCUUGUGUUUUUUGGAAUUAAGAAGGCCUUUGGUUUGAGAAAAUGACAGUUGACAACCCCAGAGACCAGUUUCCUAUUGGAAUGCGAGUUCUUGCUGUAGAUGAUGACCCCCUUUGUCUCAGACUUCUCGAAGCUCUGCUCCGUCGAUGCCAAUAUCAUGUUACUACGAGUAGUGAGGCAGUGGCAGCAUUGAAUAUGUUAAGAGAAAAGAGGAAUAACUUUGACCUGGUUAUCAGUGAAGUGCAAAUGCCAGACAUGGAUGGAUUUAAGUUACUUGAGCUUGUGAGGUUGGAGAUGAACCUCCCUGUCAUUAUGCUGUCUGGAAAUGGGGAUCCUAAACUUGUGAUGAAAGGAAUCACUGAAGGAGCUUGUGAUUAUUUACUUAAACCUGUUAGAAUCGAGGAGCUGAAAAAUAUCUGGAAACAUGUAAUAAGGGGGAAAAAGAAUGAGUUUGAUGAUGAUGAGCCAUCAACACAAAAGAAGCCUCGAGUUAUUUGGUCUCUAGAGCUGCAUCAAAAAUUUGUCACAGCUGUUAAUCAUCUUGGCAUAGACAAGGCUGUACCUAAAAAGAUUCUUCAUCUGAUGAAUGUUGAUAAUCUUACAAGAGAAAAUGUUGCUAGCCAUCUUCAGAAAUACAGGCUUUACCUCAAAAGAAUCAGUUGGCAUGCAAAGCAACACCCUAAUAAUAUGGAAGCAGCCUUAGGCAGUUCGGAUUCUUCCUAUCUGACCCGAACAAAGACACAUAUCAUAUUGUUCAUUGUGUUGUCUAUGUUUUUUGUUUUCAUUCUUUUAGAAAUAUAUACCAUAAAAAUCUUUAAAAAAAAAAAAAGAAUUUUAUUCCUCGCCCUUCACCAUGAUGGAAUAACUAAGCAAAUCCUGAAUCCUUCAAGACAAAUGAAUUCCAUAUCCUUUCUCGAUCCACUUGUCAUGAGCUUUAAAACUAAUAGUUCGACUUUCCCAAAAUCUACCGUCAGGUGGUGGCUCUGCCGCUGUCUGUCGUUGGAGCUUCGGCGUGACUUUGGCUGAUGAUUGUGAAAAUUGUAUUGAACUGUAGGAAUAAUUUUUUUUAUGUUUUCUAAA
Molecule: messenger RNA, 1211 nt
Organism: Cannabis sativa
Lineage: Eukaryota; Viridiplantae; Streptophyta; Magnoliopsida; Rosales; Cannabaceae
Product: two-component response regulator ORR24-like
Exons: 5
Coding region: 174-1157 (327 amino acids)
Biological process (GO): cytokinin-activated signaling pathway; phosphorelay signal transduction system
Molecular function (GO): DNA binding
Source: RefSeq, a predicted model, not a curated record